AUGCAUAAGCUAUUUUCUCAGGAGCACCGACCAGACCCCCACACACAAGUGCCAUCGCACCUUCCAUGUGUAAUCUGCACAUUGGAGAGGUCCGUUCUCUGGCCCCACAUCUUCAACCUUUCUGGCCCUCCACGUCCGCAUCUACAGCCAGUCUCCCUUCGCAUGCUGCCAUUGCCACCAAAUAAUCUCGUUUCUUAUAAUAGACCUCUGCCUGAAAGUAGACCUCCAGCUCCUCAUAACUCGUCUCAAUCUGCCCUUCAGUUGCUUAUGGACAUGGAUCACCAAUCUCCUGUACAUGGACGUUCUACCUUUGCAUCUAUACAAGAUGUCGUUACUCCUUUUGGAUCAUUGGAGCUGUCUGACCUUGAAACUCUUGGUAAUGUACAGUGUAGCCUUACCUCUUCAGUUCCUACAACAGAUGUCGUUUAUUUGUCUGAUGAUGACUGA
This is a messenger RNA of Fraxinus pennsylvanica, 447 nucleotides long. NCBI's taxonomy places the organism in Eukaryota, Viridiplantae, Streptophyta, Magnoliopsida, Lamiales, Oleaceae. The record is from the annotation of a GenBank genome assembly.